CGCAAUUUACAAAACAUGUUGGGCGAUUCGCCUUCGCAAUCACGAGAUUGCCGACUGCCGAAAUCGCGGAGGGUCGGUGAGGGGGCGAUGUAGUCCGGAUUCGGGCGCCACCCCUGCCUCGAGUGCGGCCUUUUUGCAAUCAAGCCUAACCCGUCGCCGACCUUAUUUUGUUGUUUUUUACCUUCUAUGAACUAACACACUUUCAAAAUGCACGGCGAAGGUGACGAGGGUGCCACUCGGCAGGUGAAGGUAGACAACUGGGGUCCAUUUUUCCUACAAAGACUUCAGCACUUUUUUAACAAGAGUGACUUCUGCGACUUGACUCUUCUAUUUGCGAGUGAUGUCAAAGUACAGGUUCACAGUUUAGUCCUCAACUCUUGCACAGACUACUUUCAACAAUUAGAGAAGAAAAAUGGGCUGAACGCUGACAACUGUUUGGUCAUGCCCACGGACCUUACUUCGGAACUAGUUUUGCCUAUUAUCAAAUUUAUGUACACUGGAAAGCUAGAGUUCAAGGAAAACCUCACAAAAAAAUUAUACUACACAGCUGGAAGGCUGAAUAUGCCAAUAUUGACAAAACUUUUAGAUGCCCAGGGUUCUUCUGAAAGUCAUCCAGAAAAAAGUGUCAACAACUCGCAUCCUACAAUAUUAGCAAAGAGCCUCGGAAAUCGGAAAGUUCCUUCAAAGGACCUUCCCGAAACCCUUCCUGGAAGAAGGUUGCCCAUUUGGAAGAAGAGGAAAGCGCCAGUUUCAUUUGAUGAUCCAGUGCCAGAAAAUUUAGCGAUUUCUGAACGAGUCUUUGAGCAAGACGAUGAGCCUCCAAAGCCUACUAGGUUUGAAUGGCCCGAGGAUGAGGAGACUUUAAAGAAUUACUCUGAAGAGUAUUCUCAGCCGUUCGAUUCUAUUACAUAUGAGUCGGCACCUUUGCUGCGGCACAAAGCUGCCACGCCUGCUAAAGGACCUGAGGAGGAGAAGCCCACAGAUACUUUUGAGGAAGUAAAAGCUAAAGUAGCUCCCAUUAAGCGACUAGCACCAUCAGAAGCAGAUUCGGCUUCGAAAAAGCCAAAAAUGAUUGACAUCCAAUCUGUCAAAGAGUAUCUGAAGGAGCAAGCAUUGAGAAAAGAGAUAGUUGGCAACGAGGAAGACGGGGAAGAUGCGGCAGAAGAAUCCAGCAUGGCCAUCACGGACACUGCAGAUGAUGACGACGAUGAAGAAGAUCGGACAGGGGACACUCACGAAGAGUAUUUAGAUAAUCCAGAAGACUCAUCAAACACCGUCACCCCACAGACAAAGUCCAUUCUUAAGCAGAAAGUUCCAGAGGAUAGUUCUCCUGGGGCAAAGAAAGUUAGGUUCUCGCUGGCAAGCCAACCCGACCAGCUUCAAUCUCAGCAGGAGACCAUUGUGCAAACUGGCGAGACAAUCAUUAGGUCGGACGGAGGUUCUAGCGCCGAGAAUCAUGCAAAAAUUAUCUCCGAAGUGCUGAAAAAGUACCCUCACUUGGUGCAAAACAACAAAAACAUCAAGCUACGCAUCAUGAAGCAAGGAGCUUACUCGGAGGACAGCACUGCCAAUAAAAAAGUCUCGUAUGUCGUUCUGAAGGCUGGCGAAAAGGGCAACAAGGCUCCAGCUAAAGUCAUCAUUAAAACAGGAAGCAGCAGGUCAGACAACAUAGGGAAUCUGAUGGUAAAUACACCACCUCCGGUAGUGCCGAAGCCAAAACCGAUUUCGGGUGCUGAAAAUACCACUGGUCCAUGGCUAUGUCACACUUGCGGCUCCAACGAAGAUCCCAUCAACUUUGCCACUUACUUUGAAUACAGGCGUCACCUGCAAGAGGUGCACAUGGAGAAGAUUGACGCUAGGAUUUGCGAGCACUGUGGCUACCGCGCAAGCAAACGCAACCUGCUGUUGUACCACUUGUUCACCAAGCAUGGAGUUCAACCACCACGAAAUGUUGUCUUCCCCAAAUGCGACCAGUGCGAGUAUGUGGCCCUCAGCGAAUCUCUGCUAAUCAAACACCGCAACAACCAUUCGAACAACAAAGAGUUUGUUUGUAAAUUGUGCGGUGCCGGCUUCAAGAGCAACGGAGCUCUCCAGGGUCACAUGCAAGCAAAUCUGCACUCUGACCCCUCCAAGAAAAAGUACGAGUGUCCAUUCUGUCAGAAGGUGUUUGUCCGUCAAAUAAACUUGAAGGCGCAUGUCCGGGCUGCACACAAGGAGGUCGGAAGAAAGUUUGUCGAUGAAAUGGAAGACGAGUCUGCAGAUGGAGAUGCGGCAAAGAAGGCUUUGGAAGAGUCAUUGACCUUUGAGCAGGCCACUGAAGCUGAGACGCUGAACAGCGUUGCCAACGGAAUUGCCUCUCAACUGGGACUUGUUGAACACCAGUUGACAGAGGUCGACCAGCAAGCCAUGGUCCAAACCAUCCCUAACGCGGACGGCACUGUGCAGACGUUCAUCAUCUCCGCAAUGCCUGGACAAGAAUACAUAGUGCCUGAAAUGCUUACCGGCCAGGCUGGCGAGCAGUACCAAAUAUCAGCGAACCAGCUCGCAGAUUUGGUGCAGUACGACACUUCUAACAUGGGUGCUGUCGUCAACUCGCUAGGUGCAACGGGCGGACAGCAGACCAUUGUCAUUACUUCUGCGCCCUCUGGUUCCCAUGAGCAGCUGAAGUUGAUAUCUGCUGACGGGAGCACCAUUACCGGCUCUCUUGACCAACUGGCUCUCCUUGCCGGUCACAACAUUUUGGUGGCAAAUCCAGAUGGCACAACAACCACUGCUGGGGAAGCAGGAUUUCAGGCUAUUCUUCAGUCAAAUGGAGUUUUGACCUUACAACCGGUUGGUCAUGUUAUUCAAACAGAAGGAGAAGCAGUGGGUGAAGAGGGGUUAGUGCAACAAGCGUACGUAACCCAAGAGAAUGCCAUGCUCACCAUGCCUCAGGAAGACGCUUUGAGCAAAGACGGCGCAGAAAAUCUGAUCCGUUUUGCAGAGAUGGACAAGACGUAUGUGACCUAUACAGAGCAGCAGCCUAUGCAGGUGGCCAUUGAAGAAGCUGGUGAAGAGGUCACCCAUGACGAGCAUGUGCAGCAACAUCUUGAGGAGAUGAGCGUCCACCAGUCUGUUCAGUUGCACGAAGCAAUGCCAGUUGAAACCGAUCACCAACAAGAAGUUGAAAAUUUACAACCAGAAACGGAGCAGAUUUCAUUGCCAGAAAAUGAGAACGAUGUAGAGGUCCAAGAGCCUGUUUCGGAGGACAUUCCAAAGGAGGACGAGUCCUUAGAAAUGCCUGUCGAAGAGUUACCGCAAGUGGAAGAGGUAGCGGUAUCUAUUGACCCUGAACCAGAAGUCAUGCAACAAGAAGAAAUUCCUAACGAGGAAAUGAGUGUAGAAAUGACACUUGAGAUGGCAGAGCAACAGAAUAAGCAGAAUUUAUCUGAGCUGAUUGAGGAAAAGGCAAUUGGCAGCAUUGAAGAUGUGGGGGAGCCUACCGUGGACGUAAACGAACCUGAUAAUGAACCAGAAAGUAUGAUUAUCGACGAAAGCAAUCAAUGUGAAGUGGUCGAGCAAGAGACGAGCUCUGCUGACAAUUGCGCCCAAUAACUUGCGUAUUGAAAGCGUCGGGUGUGUAGCAAGUGUAUUCAAAAUUGGUGUGUAUGCCAUACAUCUAUUCCAUUACUUGAUUAGGCAAAACCGAGUGGACGUGAAGUAAUUUUUUAUCACAUCUUCAGCCGAAAUAUAAAAAAAAAAAAAAAAAAAUAGCUAAUAAUUAUUAAGGCCAGGACUAGCCACUGGGAUUGAUUGGUCAUUGGCAAUCCCUUCAGUUGUCUUUGUUGCAACUUUAGUGAAAUAAUAAAGAAAUGUAAAAAGCUUUACAACAAGCUCCUGUUUUUAUGGUUUGUAUCCGUUUUUCUAACUUGUACGGCACAAUGAAAGAUUUAGCUUUACAAAAUUUUAUUUCAAUUUCUAACAUCACGCAUCCAAAUUUUUAUGUUCGCAUUUUCUUCAGAACUGUUGUCAUAAAGUAUAUUAAAGAUUUUCACAAAUAUAAAACAACCCAGUCUAGUAACAUUUGCUGCGUUUUGAAUGAAGCCCUUCAUCCUUAAAAAACUUCCCAACUUUUGUUUUUUUUCCGAUUCAUUUUUUAAUUGGUACCAUUACCACAUUUGCAUUUAAAAAAUCUCUACAAUUUAGAAAGUAUAGCAGUUAAAAAUUAAAACAUAAGUUUUCUCUAGGCACAGGAUUUUUAUGAAAUAAGUAACACAUUUAAUAUUUAGACGUGUCAUGCUUUUUUGCACCACUUGAUAUCAAGUAAUUUACAUUUGAAGUGAGCAAACAAAAAUAAUUUGCCGAACUCAAUUUUCCUUUUCUUAUAGUUUCCUUCAAGGUAUUGCUCCUUGAUAGACACUAUGGAGGAAGUCUUUGUUUGUUCUCAAAGCUUAAAUAAAGUCGUCAAAUUCCUCAACGUCGUAAGCCGAAUAUUCGUCCACAAUUGCCGAUUCACCUUCCACUCGCAACUUUGCCUUUCCCUUUCCUCCUUUCUUCUUUGCCUUGUCGCCCUUUUCAAUUUUCGUCUUUUCCAGAUGUAGGUUGUCAAUGGUGUUUUUCAACUUCUUCAAAUCAUUGGAGGUAACUGGAAGAAAAAUAUCUUCAGUUGUUGCAACAUUAAUGACAAAAUUCCUUACGAUUGGCACAAACGUCUCGAAUUAGUUCUUCAACAAACAGAGGGAAGUGCUGGGAACUUGAGAAGGGAAUAAUUUUUUUAACUAGAGCUUUUCCGAAUUCGUCAAAUUCUUCUUUUGAGCUAGGGAGCAUAGCAUCAAUUCCAGAACCACUGCCUUCGGUAAUGCC
Messenger RNA from Neocloeon triangulifer, 4842 nucleotides. It is a transcript of the gene Cp190, whose product is annotated as centrosome-associated zinc finger protein CP190. Gene Ontology annotation, molecular function: RNA polymerase II cis-regulatory region sequence-specific DNA binding; protein binding; DNA-binding transcription factor activity, RNA polymerase II-specific. The transcript is spliced from 10 exons. The coding region runs from base 208 to 3594 and encodes 1128 amino acids. Gene Ontology annotation, cellular component: nucleus. NCBI's taxonomy places the organism in Eukaryota, Metazoa, Arthropoda, Insecta, Ephemeroptera, Baetidae. The record is from RefSeq and is a predicted model, not a curated record. Gene Ontology annotation, biological process: regulation of transcription by RNA polymerase II.